Molecule: messenger RNA, 1668 nt
Organism: Saprolegnia parasitica CBS 223.65
Lineage: Eukaryota; Oomycota; Saprolegniomycetes; Saprolegniales; Saprolegniaceae
Exons: 9
Coding region: 7-1668 (553 amino acids)
Biological process (GO): mitotic intra-S DNA damage checkpoint signaling; resolution of meiotic recombination intermediates; double-strand break repair via break-induced replication
Cellular component (GO): nucleus; Holliday junction resolvase complex
Molecular function (GO): DNA binding; 3'-flap endonuclease activity; crossover junction DNA endonuclease activity
Source: RefSeq, a predicted model, not a curated record
CGCAACAUGGCCUGCGCCAACCCAGCGAACGAGGCGCUUGCCGCAGCGCUCGAGAAGAUUGUCGAGGCCGAGGCGAUCAAGGCGGCCACGAGCACCCGCAACACGGGCAACCAGAACCACGUUGUUGCCAACUACAAGCGCGCGCUCUAUUCGAUCCGCCACUGCGCCCACGUGAUCCGGACCGGCGACGAGGCCAAGGCCCUCAAGGGCAUUGGCAACUUCAUCGGCCAAAAGAUACAAGGUAUCCUCACUCGGCUAGCAAGCGGCAAUGGCAGCGUGCCCGAGCCCGACGCUCCACGGCCAAAGAAGCGCAAGGCGACAGUCCCGGACGCACCGCCUGUCGCGGUCGUCGCGCCGCGUGAGCGCGCCGCGCCGCAAGAGCCAGGGCCCAAGUACAGGCCUGCGCGAGGAAAGCAGCCAUGGUACGUUCUCGUGGCGCUGGCAGAGCUCGAAGCGACCUGCGAGGCGCUGAGUGUGGACACGGAGGCCGUCAUCGCCCGUAUGAAAGCUCUUGGGUGUACCAGCGACCAAGGGCAGCUGCGGGCAAGUCUGGUUUCCCUUGUCAAUACGCACAAGGUCGUUGCCAAGUCGUCGCUCUACGGACACCUCUUCUUGACGGCGGAUGGGAUCCACAGUGCCCGGUAUUGCCAACGCAGCGACGCCGCCGCCCAAGCUGCAGAGGCUGGCCCGGUCGCCCGGCGGCCACGAAUGGAGGCCCCAGCGAUCACGAGCGACGAGGCGCCAACGACGACCGACGCGUUCGACUGGAUGUCGACCAACUUGUCCAAAUUCGAGCCCAAGGAGGUGCCGCUCUCGCACACGCAGGACGAAUGGGAGAUCGUGCUGCUCCUCGACCACCGCGAGAUGGUGUCUCGCAGCAGCAAAUCGGUGUUUGAGCGCAAGCUGCUCGAGGCCGGCGUCACAUGCGAAGUCCGCGGCCUCCACCUCGGGGACAUGAUGUGGAUCGCGCGCCGCCACCGCCCCACCUUUGGCGGCCGCCCCAUCGAGGAAGAGUUUGUGCUUGACGUGAUCGUCGAGCGCAAGGCCGUCUCGGAUCUCGCCUUGAGUAUCAUCGACAAGCGCUACACGGAGCAAAAGCAGCGGCUCGCAGACGCCGGCCUGCGCUACGUGGUGUACCUCCUCGAAGGCUCGCUCGCGGUCGAGACCAUCUUGGGGGCCACUGCCCUCGCGACGGCCCUGACCCGCACACAAGUGCUCAACAACUACCUGGUGCACCACGCCGCGUCGCCCGACGAGACCGUCGCGUUCUUAUCGGCGCUGCACUGGCACACGGUGCGCGCAUUCAGCGCCGUGUACAAGGUCCGCAACGCCGCGCCGCCGGUCGCCGCGUCGAUUGGUCGCCCGCCGGCGUGCCUUCGCGACUUUACGCAACUCAUUCCGACCACGUGGCAGUCGUUUGGCGAGUUCAACGAGACGUUCCGCAAGAAGGCGGCGCCGACGACCGGCGAGCUGUACCAGAUGAUGCUCAUGCAGGUGCCUGGCAUUAGUGCGACCCGCGCCCGCGACCUUGGCGCCGCGCACCCGACGUUUCUGAGUUUGUGGCAAGAGACGCAAAAGGCAGCGCCGCAGCUUCCAUCGCGCGUCAACGCAGUCGGUCGCGCGGUCGUCACCAACCUCUUUCGUGCAAAAGACUAUGCCGCGCCGUAG